Lolium rigidum is the source of this 1903-nucleotide messenger RNA. RefSeq names its product coronatine-insensitive protein homolog 1a-like. The transcript is spliced from 4 exons. Gene Ontology annotation, molecular function: protein binding. The record is from RefSeq and is a predicted model, not a curated record. Lineage: Eukaryota; Viridiplantae; Streptophyta; Magnoliopsida; Poales; Poaceae. The coding region runs from base 223 to 867 and encodes 214 amino acids.
CAGAAGCGGAUACAGGCAGAGGAACUGCUGAGGAUCUUCAUCGUCAUCAUCCACAUGCCAUCGAGGCGAUCCUCCACCAGCGCGGACACCAAAAAAAAAAGCCCCUCUUCCUCCUUCUCCCUCCAAUAAUUCCCUUCCCUUCCUCGCCCAACGAAUCUCCAUGCUCCCUCCCCUCGCCCCAGAUCUCCGGCGGGCGCUGCAGUAGCAGCCCGAUCCGAUCCGAUGGGCGGGGAGGUGCCGGAGCCGCGCCGGCUCACCCACGCGCUCAGCUUCGGCGGCGUCCCCGACGAGGCGCUGCACCUCGUCCUGGGCCACGUCGACGCCGCGCGCGACCGGGAGGCCGCCUCGCUCGUCUGCCGCCGCUGGCACCGCAUCGACGCGCUCACCCGCAAGCACGUCACCGUCGGCUUCUGCUACGCCGCCGGCCCCGCGCGCCUCCUCGCGCGCUUCCCCACGCUCGAGUCGCUCGCGCUCAAGGGCAAGCCCCGCGCCGCCAUGUACGGCCUUAUCCCCGAGGACUGGGGCGCCUACGCCGCGCCCUGGGUCGCCGCACUCGCGGCGCCGCUCGACUGCCUCAAGGCGCUCAAGCUGCGCCGCAUGACCGUCACCGACGCCGACGUGGCCGCCCUCGUGCGCGCACGCGGGCACAUGCUGCAGGAGCUCAGGCUCGACAAGUGCUCCGGCUUCUCCACCGACACACUCCGCCUCGGCGCAGCGUUCUCUCAGGGCGGUGGUGGCGGAGAUGCGGCCUUCUCCCAGGGCGGUGGCAGCUUGUCGCUCUUGCAUUCGCAGUCGCAGAUCUCCCAGGCCUCCCGCGAAGAGAACCUCCUCAGCCCUCGUCAUCCCUCCCCCGCGCGCGAUCAGUGAACUCGCUUGUGCUUGGUUGAUGCGUGGAAGAAAUAGUUCAAAUCUCUGCAGUCGACAUUUCAUUGGGCAAAUUGGUGCAGUCAGGAGGUUGGUCAGAUAUGGGAAGUUCGUCAGUCCAUGGAAGAUACCCAUGUGUGUGUGUUGCUGGUCUAGCUAAAAGCAUCGGCUAUCCAACAGAGGAUAAGGAGGCUGCUUCCUUUCAAGGGGUAGAUAGUCAGUUUGCUGAUAAAUGCUCUCACCACAGAGCUCUGUCAUUUGGCACAGUGGCGCUUACAGCAAUGAUUUUUGGAAGCUGUUUUUCUGGCACAUAUAAUUUUGGUUCACCCUUCUAGGUAACAUCUUUGACUGACCUGGUAAUUAAUACCAUAAGCUAUGCCUGUAAUACACUUUGUUUUCAUAGAGAGUCCAUUUGUUCACCAUCUAUUGAAUGGAUUGGAACACAAGACAUUAUCUGUGGACAUACAAUGGAAAUCCAUGGUAAACUGGCACCAUGAUAUUUAUAUUGUUUCUGUGUUGCAUAGAUCAGCUUACUUGGCUGACUCAAAUGACAAGUAAUGACAAGUGUUCCAUUCACUUCAUAUAGUGUUUACUUGGCUAAAACAUGCUUUUUUUGUAGUAAAAUUUCCAUCCCCGUUUUGCUGACUCAAAUUACUACUUCUUUCAAGGUACCAUGCUGAAUACUGAAGGCGAUGCUGAUCAUUGAUGCUGUACAGGAGCACAUUCUUCUAUCUAGACAGGUACACUGCUGAAGACUGGGAUCAAUUGAAGGUGAUGCUGUCACAUUGUGAUGGUGUUUGAAUUGGAAACAUGGUGAUGAUGUUCACAGAGUACAUAUUGAGAUAUUGUGCUGAACAUCCACUACAUACUAUGUUGACACUGUGUUUAGUGUGUAACUGAUAUUGGGUGAUAAUUACAGAAUAAAGUGCACUGGAUUAAUGUAUUGGCACUGUGUGCUUAUUCUUGUAUGACAGUACAUAUGUUCAUAUUGUGUGCUUCUUGUAUGCUGCCAUUGUUUUUAUCAGUUUAUAAUUCUUUU